UGUUCUAGUUAGUAAAUGGGCGUGUUUGUUCUGUGUGUGUUCAGUCUCUUAAAUUACCGGCUGUAGGAAAGGAAAUGGACUAAAGUUUGACAGCUGAGCCACAGGGCUGCUCUUGUUUAACUCAGGGAAUAAAGUAGAGAUGGACGAUUUCUGGGCGGGAGCCCUUUGGUCACUGAAGAUUUGGCUGUACCUCAUAAUCAUCCUCAUCAUGAUCCCAUCCAUGUUUGGAUUCUCACUGGGCAUUUCCGAGAUCUACAUGACCAUACUGGUGAAAACCUUGGAGUGGGCCACUCUGAAUAUACAGAAAGCAAAUUCAGAUGAAGGAACACUCAAACCCUCCUCAUCUAAUGGUCUCAUUCAAAGGGAAAAUGGAUCAAUGGAGAAGGAGCUCGAGGAACUUCGACGAAGUCGCCCAAAACCACCAGUGGGUGGUGAUUUUACACUAAGUGACUGUUUCUAUUUCACCCGACAAGGGAUUGAGAGUAUUGUAGAUGAUGAGGUGACCCAGCGGUUCACUUCUGAGGAGCUGAUGUCCUGGAACUUACUGACUCGCACCAACAAUGAUUUCCAGUACAUAAGUCUGAAGCUGACGCUGGUCUAUGGCCUUGGCAUCAUUGUGAGAUACUGCAUCCUUGCCCCCCUCAGAAUAACGUUGACCAUCAUCGGUGUUAGCUGGUUGGUAAUAGGAACAUCUGCAGUUGGAUUGCUUCCAAACUGGAGGAUAAAGUUCUGGCUCAGUGAGUUGGUCCACGUGAUGUGCUACAGAAUCUGUGCUCGAGGACUCUCUGCCACGAUUCGCUAUCACAACAGGGAAAAUAAACCCCAAAAAGGAGGAAUCUGUGUUGCCAAUCAUACUUCUCCAAUCGACAUUGUGAUUCUGUGCACAGAUGGCUGCUAUGCUAUGGUGGGUCAGGUCCAUGGAGGCCUGAUGGGAAUUAUUCAGAGAGCCAUGGUGAGAUCCUGUCCUCACGUCUGGUUUGAGAGGUCAGAGAUGAAAGAUCGCCAUCUAGUGACCAAAAGGUUGAAAGACCAUGUGAACGACAAAAAAAAGCUUCCUAUAUUGAUAUUUCCAGAGGGAACUUGUAUUAACAACACAUCUGUCAUGAUGUUUAAAAAGGGAAGUUUUGAAAUUGGAACAACAAUAUACCCAGUCGCCAUUAAGUAUGACCCAAAGUUUGGAGAUGCUUUCUGGAACAGUUCCAAGCACAGCAUGGUCAGUUACCUGCUGAGGAUGAUGACCAGCUGGGCCCUUGUAUGCAAUGUCUGGUACAUGCCAGCCAUGCACCAACAGGAGGGUGAAGAUGCUGUCCAGUUUGCCAACAGAGUGAAGUCAGCCAUCGCUCACCAGGGAGGGCUGGUAGAUCUGCAAUGGGAUGGAGGCCUCAAGAGGGCAAAGGUGAAGGAGACAUUCAAAGAGCAGCAGCAGAAGAAGUACAGCAACAUGGUGGUGAGAGAUGACAGCAGCAGCAACAGCGACUGAGAUCCUCAGUCAAACGAAGGCCUUGUCUUGUGUUGGAGAAUAUCUACUGGAAAAAAAAAAUGCAGUGGCCCUCCAGUGUUUUCUCUCUGGCUGUAACUGACUGGGAAUGCACAACAGUAGAUUUUAAAAACUGUGAAAACUUAGGUACAGCUAAAGAGAGGGAAGUCUCAGUGAUUCAUAGAUAACACAAGUGCAAUAUUGAACAUUAUGAGGAACUGAAAAAGGCAAGCUCCCUGUGUUUAUUGCUGCUUUAAAAAAAGAGUUUGGGGUCACACAGCAUGUUCUAUAUUUUUUAUUUUUUAGAAAAUACAGAGACUUUUUUUUCAGCAAUGAUUACUGCAGUGUUCCAGUGGCACAUUGAUUUAAAUAAUGCAAGUUCAACAUAUGAAAAGGCUGACUGAUUGUUUUCCCCCCACUGAUUACAGAAGCAUUAAGUGUAUGGAGCAACAGCACCUGUCGGUUUGAUCAUAGUCUCAAACACUUCCAGUAAAACAACUUUAGGAUUUUAAAAACUAUAAUGCAACAAAGCUUCAUGCACUCAAUAAACCAACUUAACUGCUUCUUUAAAGGGUGCAACAGUUUUCAGCUUUGCUAACAUGAUAAAUUUGAUACAUUUGUGGUAGGUAGCAGUGUGUUUGUAAUACAUCAACAACAUUGCUGCAAUCAUAAGUUAUGAUUUUAAAUUCUCCUGAUUCUACAACCUUUUCAUCAACAUUUCGUAUUAGAUGAAAACACGCAUCUUUUUUUUUUGUCUCAGAAACAAAGACUCAUUAAGUGACCCCAAACUACUGAGCACAGUGUUUACUGAUGUGAAAUGUGUGAUUGCAGAUGAGCCACUGGUUCAAAAAACUGGCUUGAUGAAUGUCUAAUUUGUCGACUUAAAUGUGUUCUACUUGUUGUGUUUUUUUGGUUUGUUUGUUUGUCUACAUGUAGCCCAUGGUACAAAUGUUGUACUGUACAAACGAAUUCAGGUGUUGCCGUGUAAUACUGCAAAAGAAUUCACGCCGAUAACUACCAAACCGUGCUAGUUCUCAGUCAACUUGAAGGAACAAACACAUUUGAGUUCAAAACUGACAGCAGCUUAGCAUUUGUUAUUCAAAAGGGAAAUUUGACCUCGUCUGCUUUUCAAAAGAAGCACACGAGUUUGACACUUGAAUAAUGAACGUUAACGUUGUUGUGCGUGACAGUCCAGUUCGUUUAAUGACAACAUGAGCUGUAACUGCUUCACAGUAUAACGCACAGGACAGACUUUUUAGAUGGCUUCUCACUGGAUAGUUUUCCUGAAAUUUCAUCCUUGUGGCUUCCAUUUUUCUCUGGGACUUCCUCUUUGGACCCUUAAAGCAGAUUGAAGAAGCAUUUGUUUUAGGGAGACUUUUUGAAUGUUGCGUGUCCUGAUAUUUUCUGUUUGUUUGUCAAACUGUCAAUGAUCUCACCAUCAUUUUUGUCAUCGCUGGGUUCUGAUUUGUCCUGAGUGCUCUGUUUAAAAACAAGUUUGAAUCAA
Neolamprologus brichardi is the source of this 2981-nucleotide messenger RNA. RefSeq names its product 1-acylglycerol-3-phosphate O-acyltransferase 9, like (gene agpat9l). The record is from RefSeq and is a predicted model, not a curated record. Gene Ontology annotation, biological process: triglyceride biosynthetic process. Gene Ontology annotation, molecular function: glycerol-3-phosphate O-acyltransferase activity. Gene Ontology annotation, cellular component: endoplasmic reticulum. Lineage: Eukaryota; Metazoa; Chordata; Actinopteri; Cichliformes; Cichlidae.